GAGCUCUGACAGCAGCGGCGACUUCGUGGGCCAAACCAAGGAGGUAAACACUUAUGUUUUCGACUAGCAAUUAUGUGACACAGGUGACUGAGUGCUUCCCAUAACACAAGCGCGUUGUGAUGGCUUAAUGUUGAGUUGCACUUCUGCGAAGGAACAGACGCUUCAAUCGUUCCAAUAUUCCAGCAGACUCGCAGUGUCCAUUUUACGUCUUUAGAGUCUCUAACUCGUGCUUUCAAUGUAUGAUGACCUGAAUGCAGAGAUGAAACUGAGAUUGUUCACCGGCGAACCUGAAUUGAGCCGCGGUGGAUGCAUCGAGGGCAGUCACUGGGUGCCGCACCUUCCUCCUCGACCUGGAACCGGGAGUCAGGGCAACCAGAGCCGCCGCGAGAUGCACCGCAGUCCAGCUUGAUCAGAAGUCCUCCGUCGCUUCUUCCUCACCAUCCCCUCUGUUCUACGCUUUUCACGAACUCUCGGCAGCAUAGGAAACUUAGCCUCCAACACCAGCGCACCUCCGGUUCUGAGCAUCAUGAGCACCGCGUUGCCAAUGGCCCCUCCGGCGCAGUCGCCGUUGGCCCAGUAUCGACUGCUUGCACCGACAGCUGCUGCUCGGGUAAGCCCAAUUUGUCUCGGAACCAUGAACUUUGGCACCGCAUGGUCAGUUCCUCGUCCAGAGAGAGUCUCUGGACUACACAAAUCCUGACUGCUUGGGAAGGGAGGAUUGGCUCGGUCGUUGUGACCAAAAUACUGCGGAGUGUAUUCUGGACUUCUUCUACGAACAAGUAAGCAAUUUCAUUGACACAGCUAACAGCUACCAGUUUGGUGACUCUGAGAUAUGGGUUGGUGAAUGGAUGCGGAAGCGCAACAAUCGCGAUGAGAUGGUUACCCCUAGUCAUUGCCACUAAAUACACGAGUAACUUCACCGCCGGUGCCGCAAAUCCGCCUACAGUCAUGGCAAGCUUCACCGGUAAUGGAACAAAGAGCCUGGUCACGUCCCUGAAAAGCAGCCUCGAUAGGCUCCAGACCGGUUACAUAGACUUGCUCUACGUGCACUUCUGGGACUACAGCACCUCGAUCCCGGAACUAAUGCAGUCGCUCAACCAGCUCGUGGCUGCCGGUCAGGUUUUGUAUCUUGGGGCCAGUGACACUCCGGCUUGGGUUGUCAGCAAGGCAAACGAGUACGCCCGUAACCACGGCCUCCGACAAUUCUCGGUGUAUCAAGGCUUUUGGAACGCAGGAUCCCGAGAGCUUGAGCGCGAGAUCAUUCCAAUGUGCAGAUCAGAGGGCAUGGCCAUCUGUCCCUGGGGCGCCGUGGGCGGAGGGAAGUUCAAAACUGAGGAGCAGCGUCAACGUGCAGACGGCCGCAACACCGGUUACUCCGAAACGGAUAUCAAGGUGAGCUUGGCUCUAGAGUCCAUUGCGAGCCGAAAGAACUCGACUCUCACGAGCAUCGCACUGGCGUAUGUUAUGCAUAAGGCUCCUUAUGUGUUUCCGGUUGCUGGCGGCAGAAAGAUCGAGCAACUCAAGGCUAAUAUCGAGGCGCUCACGAUUGGACUGAGCGACGAUGAGAUCAAGGAGAUUGAGAACGCCGCACCGUUUGACUGGGGCUUCCCACAUAAUCUGAUUUGGGCAGGCGGUGCCGGCACGUCCUACCAGAACGUGUGGCUCCUCGGCACGGGUGGAAACUUUGAGUAUGUCGAGGAAGUAAAGCCCAUUCUGCCGGCACAAGGAGGGUCGUGGGAACCUCGCUCAAAGUCUUACAUUUGGCGCUGGGUCUCGGAUCGUUUACGACGACCUAUGUGGAUUGGGAAUAGAGCCGUCACUGGCGCCAAUGGAGCCACGAGGUGGUAGGUUAUCUUUUGCGAGGUUGAAAAGCCCUUGCCCAAGAUGUGGCGGAGGAGGGUAUGAGCGACUGCUUUCUGUCUAUGGGAUCAUGGAGUGUUUCAUCAUGACGAGACAGCUUGUCAGUCCUGGCUUCUUGCGACUAGGUAAUAAAGAUCCCAGAGAUGGUAGGCAAUUAACAAAGCUAACAAGCUCCAUUGCACUCGAUUGGAUCCCGCCAUGUUGAUGCGGUA
This is a messenger RNA of Purpureocillium takamizusanense, 2072 nucleotides long. RefSeq lists its product as uncharacterized. The record is from RefSeq and is a predicted model, not a curated record. The transcript is spliced from 5 exons. The coding region runs from base 871 to 1848 and encodes 325 amino acids. Lineage: Eukaryota; Fungi; Ascomycota; Sordariomycetes; Hypocreales; Ophiocordycipitaceae.